Molecule: messenger RNA, 1331 nt
Organism: Gadus morhua (Atlantic cod)
Lineage: Eukaryota; Metazoa; Chordata; Actinopteri; Gadiformes; Gadidae
Gene: ptmab
Product: prothymosin alpha b
Exons: 5
Coding region: 285-614 (109 amino acids)
Biological process (GO): positive regulation of transcription by RNA polymerase II; negative regulation of apoptotic process
Cellular component (GO): nucleus
Molecular function (GO): histone binding
Source: RefSeq, a predicted model, not a curated record
GUGAAUCAGAUGCACGGAGGGGGGGGGGGUGUGUCCUCUGGGUUUAGAAAUUCUAUCCAUUGUUCCACUCCAACGCGCGAAGCGCACACCUCUGUGGCGGUUCCAGCCAAUCAUAGCCCACUGGCCGCCUCUUAUCUCCGCCCACAAGCCUAUAUUAAAGCAGCGGCCGUCACCAGCAUUGGCCACUGGCACAAUAUCCUAUUGAUUGAUACAUAGCCGGAAAAGGGAUUUACUUUAUUCCAACCUUUAAUUUCAACCGUCCUUUAUUUUAAUUCAACAAAAAAAUGGCAGACACAAAAGUCGACUCCGGCAAGGAUAUCUCUGCCAAGGACCUGAAAGAGAAGAAGUUGGUAGAAGAGAAGGAGAACGGAAAAGAUGUGGCCACCAACGGAAAGGAGAACGAGGAGAACGGAGAACCCGAGCUAGACGAGGAAGACGAGGAGGAAGUGGAUGAGGAAGAGGAGGAGGAUGAUGCAGAAGGGGAUGAAGAGGACGACGAGGAGGAUGACGAUGACGCCGAGGGCGGAACAAAACGGGCGGCUGAGGAUGACGAGGAUGACGACGAGGAUGACGUGGAGACCAAGAAGCAGAAGACAGAAGAUGAUGAUGAUUGAUGUGUUUCCCCCCCCACCCCCCCCAACACCACCCCCAACCCAAUGCCGCAAUCCCUGCUGAUCCACUUCCUGUUACUCCACCUUUGACCUUAGGGUGCUGGAGGUAGAGGAGCAGGACUACGGUGGAGCAAAAAACACAUUCAAAAAAUGAAUAAAAAUAAAAACAUGGUCUUUAGCAAGUAGAGUUCAACUUCAUGUUCACUCUCUCUAUCCCCCCCCCCCCUCAACCGCGAAAAUAUUUUCUAGAAGAUUCCCGCGCUAGAGCAGUGCAGAACUCGGCUCAACCUUCUCAACAACUUAACAAACACAAAAGGAGAAUUUGUUUGUAUUUUUAUUUACAUUUUAUAUUUUUGUACAUAUUGUUAGGAGGGGGGGGUCUGUUCAGCAACAAACUCCCUAGACCAAAAUCGGUGCUUCUUUAAAAAAACAAACAGAUUUUGCUUGGUUGACCAUGUUAUGAUCUCAGACAGAAAAACACGUUAAAGUUCCUGUUAAGCCGUUGGACUCGGAGCAUUCCAGUAAAUUUAAUGUAUGUACUUUAGUUGUACCAUAACUAGUUUGUUUGUAUGGGAGGGCAAGGCCAAAGAAAAGGUCCCUUUUCUUUUACCGUUUUUUUAUUUUUGUUUUUCGUCAGCGACUUUUUUGUUUUAUGAUGGCCUGUUUUGAUGUAUGUGAAAAGUUUGUUGUUUGACAAUAAACCGGACUUUUAUUUUGUGA